GGGAUACGAAAACUGCGUUUUGUAGCUGUUGAGAGCUAAAGCAAACAAACACAUAGCUCUCUCUCUCUCUCUCUUGACCGCUUUGCCCCUUCUUUCUUAUUCUCUCCAAUCUCCAUAGACAUCAAUUCCUUUUGUUUUGACUAAAAUUCUCUCUGCUUUUUUUCCUUCUAAGUGAAUCUUAUUUCUUCUCUAUACACCAAAAUCGCCUUCUUUCGGAACUCUCUAAGUGUUGUAGCGUUUCUGUCGUAAUCUGAUCAAGUUGUUUUUUUCGGGGGAUGAGUUCAUUAGAUUCCGUCAAAGUUAUGGAGGAUUGGCAAUCUAAUGAGACUGACAAGCAGAAGAAGAGGAAGAAGAAGAAGAAGAAGAAUGUGAGAAACAAGAGUAGUGAUGGCGAAGAAGAAGAAGAAAAUGGGGGAUGUUGGAUCAAAUUAAGAGUCAUGCUUUGUUGUGUAGCUUCAACAUCAGACUUUGAUUCCCCUCUCAGCGCCUCUACAACCUCUCUGGGAAGUAAGUCUCCAAUUCUGAAAUCAAAUGAUCAACCUGCUGGUCCUGUUUCUUCUUCUACAACGACUAGCUAUGCUGAAAGCUCUCUGUCCACUCCAAUGAUUAGUGAAGAACUCAACAUCUAUUCUCACCUCAAGAAGUUUUCUUUCAUUGAUCUCAAGCUGGCAACUAGAAACUUCAGACCCGAAAGUCUUCUUGGUGAAGGUGGGUUUGGUUGUGUCUUUAAAGGAUGGGUCGAGGAGAACGGCACUGCUCCUGUUAAGCCUGGCACUGGUCUUACUGUCGCCGUCAAAACCUUAAAUCCUGAUGGCCUCCAGGGUCAUAAAGAGUGGCUUGCUGAGAUUAACUAUCUGGGUAAUCUUCUCCAUCCCAAUCUUGUUAAACUGGUGGGCUAUUGUAUCGAAGAUGAUCAACGGCUCCUGGUGUAUGAGUUUAUGCCUCGUGGAAGUUUGGAGAAUCACCUUUUCAGAAGGUCGUUGCCUCUUCCAUGGUCAAUUCGGAUGAGGAUUGCAUUAGGUGCUGCAAAGGGUCUCAGUUUCCUUCACGAAGAAGCUCUAAAGCCAGUUAUAUAUCGGGAUUUCAAAACCUCCAACAUCUUACUAGAUUCAGACUACAAUGCGAAACUAUCAGAUUUUGGGCUUGCCAAAGAUGCUCCUGAUGAAGGCAAAACCCAUGUCUCUACUCGAGUCAUGGGCACUUAUGGUUACGCUGCUCCUGAGUAUGUUAUGACUGGUCACUUGACAUCAAAGAGCGAUGUUUAUAGUUUCGGUGUGGUUCUACUCGAAAUGCUUACUGGCAGAAGAUCUAUGGACAAAAACCGACCAAACGGGGAACACAACCUCGUGGAAUGGGCAAGACCGCAUCUCCUUGACAGGAGAAGAUUCUACAGGCUACUUGAUCCGAGGCUGGAGGGUCAUUUCUCCAUCAAAGGAGCUCAAAAAGUGACUCAGCUUGCAGCUCAAUGCCUUAGCCGUGACUCCAAGAUCAGACCCAAAAUGAGUGAAGUGGUAGAGGUCCUUAAGCCACUCCCACAUCUAAAAGACAUGGCUAGCUCUUCUUACUACUUCCAAACAAUGCAAGCCGAGAGAUUGAAAGCUGGGUCAGGGUCGGGUCGUGGGUUCGGAUCAAGAAACGGGCAACCUGUGUUAAGGACUCAGUCUAGUCCUCAUGGCCAAGCUGGUUCUUCACCUUAUCGUCAUCAGAUUCCGUCUCCUAUGCCCAAAGGUACAACUACAUAAGAUUUUGGUCCUGGAAGCUAUCUCAUUUCCUUAAGGGGCUCUUUCUUGUAUCGCAAGAAAACGUCUAUUCUAUUGUUAACCGAUUUAGAGAAAGGGCCAGUUGUGGUGUAUGAUUGAUCUGGAAGUCGUGGACUUACCUUUUGUAACCUCGUGUUUCUUUGUCUAUCGUAUUCUUUAACCGCGUAAUAUUAUUACCACCACUCGCUAUUAGUCGUUUAGCACACACUAUACAAACUAACCACUAUGUGUCAUAACUUAUAAGUGAUAA
Molecule: messenger RNA, 2010 nt
Organism: Eruca vesicaria subsp. sativa (arugula)
Lineage: Eukaryota; Viridiplantae; Streptophyta; Magnoliopsida; Brassicales; Brassicaceae
Source: the annotation of a GenBank genome assembly